This is a messenger RNA of Suillus subaureus, 385 nucleotides long. RefSeq lists its product as uncharacterized. Bases 68 to 298 code for a protein of 76 amino acids. The transcript has a single exon. NCBI's taxonomy places the organism in Eukaryota, Fungi, Basidiomycota, Agaricomycetes, Boletales, Suillaceae. The record is from RefSeq and is a predicted model, not a curated record.
AUGGUGUCAUAUAUGUCGUCGCGGUCGGUCCUACCCUAGCAUUUGCCGUGGACUCCUGGGGACGCAGAUGUAUCUCUUAGUGGGUACCCUUGAGCAAGGAUUAUCACUGCUUUGGAUCGCCGGCUUCAGCACUGUCCACCCACACAGCACCAUUUUUUUCCUGAGUCAGAAGUCUAUUGUUGCCGUUUACCUCUGGUGUAAUUUUCUGUCCCGGCUGGGGACUUCUGCCGCGAAUUGUAGCCAGCGAAAUUGCUCCCAAUUAUCUCUGCGGCCACACCUACUGUCGCGAUCUGCGUGAACUAGCUGAUGCCGUUCACAAUAUCGCACCUGACCCUGGUGAUGCUCUAGAGGAUCACGUUAUCACGUACAGAACGUUCCUGCUCCU